UUUAUCUGUAUCAGCAGAAAGAUACUAUCAAGACAACAAACAAGCAUGCUUCAUGAUGAUACAUGUUCUGUGUUGUGCUAGUGCUGCUGCAGCUUCAUUCGUCGCAUGUGAAAGGAGGUGAGAAAAGGAACCAUCUUCUUGACGAUGCUCAUUCAUUGUGGUGGUUGCGAAUGAAUGCAUUGUUACUACAAAAGCAAGAAUACAAAAGCCGUCUGCAGGAAGAACACAAACGGAUGAAACAUCGAAAAAAAACGUUGCAGGAAGCAAAAUUACAUGCAAUUCAGGAUUUUGAUUACAGGAUUCAAAACCUCAUCGAGGUACACAACAUUUGUAGAUAAUUUUCGUUUCUUGCAGCAUUCUUUCUAUACGCCAAUAUCUAGGUCUUUUAGAUGCUGCAGUUGCAUGCUAGGCUAAGUCGAUAGAAAUCCAUUUCCUGGACAAGAACUAGGUGCAUCCAUUCUCACUAAUUAAAGUAUCGCGUUUCUCCAGCUCCACAUAUUAUGUCAGCGUACAUUUAAAUAUUUAAUGAAUUUGAAUUUAAAUAUUUAAUGAAUAGCGUGACACGGCCAAAAAGCCUGAUUAUCGGGCCGCCGACGUCGCCAAUGAAUGAAUGAAUGAAUUUAUUUAAAGAUACAGCCACUCUGACUCUGUUUAGCUAAAAUACUGUUUAACAUUUUUUCAUUCAUUAAUUCCCACACAUAGAAGACAUACGUUAGUGUUACGACCGAAAUUCGAGCUAAAGUAACAAUCGUUUUUACCAGCCUUGCAUACGCUUACUCAUAAAGAUAAACAGAAAGUAGAAAUAAAGCAUAAGAUACGAAGAUCGCACCUAAGCUCUAGCUGUUUUUAGGAGGCUCUUCCAUACGGCCGCUGAGAGGACAUAUUGAGGGUGAUCAAUUGACAUUUUUCAAGCAAACGUAUUGUGUGCAAGCAUCAGGAGCCUUUGAAGUAGACAAUUUCAACGAUCUAAACUUUUCGGUAGGACUUGGCUUCAUGAUACCUGUACCUGUACCAGUAGCAAUUCAAUAUCAACGAUGUGACGAGGACAACAAUUUUGCAAGAAUCUCU
Molecule: messenger RNA, 1068 nt
Organism: Amoebophrya sp. A25
Lineage: Eukaryota; Dinophyceae; Syndiniales; Amoebophryaceae
Source: the annotation of a GenBank genome assembly